Molecule: messenger RNA, 3873 nt
Organism: Penaeus vannamei (Pacific white shrimp)
Lineage: Eukaryota; Metazoa; Arthropoda; Malacostraca; Decapoda; Penaeidae
Cellular component (GO): extracellular region
Molecular function (GO): chitin binding
Source: RefSeq, a predicted model, not a curated record
AUGAAAACCCUAAUAUUCGCAUUAGUGGCAGCAUUAGCCACAGGCCAACAGCUCCAACAAAGAAGCAACAAGGAAAAUGACUUGAAUCUCGCCCAGAUAGGCCAAGUCCUGCAGAGAAGUUACUUCAUUCCAAGCUUAUUCAGAGAUAGUGAUCCUUCAAAUCCCAACAGUGAACGCAGAAUCAGUAUAGACGCCAGUUCCCUCUUCGGUUCUCCGGAAUCAACUCAAAAUAGGUUCAGAACAGGCGUGAUAAAUGAAGCUCUAAGCCAACCUGAUUUCCAGUCCGGUUCAGUUGGCAUCAGCGGAAAUGGAGGCAGUGCGAAGCUCGGUGUGUCUGUGAGUGAUACUGAGUCAGGUGCUGAGUCUCCGAAUGAGUCUCUCAAAGGCAUCUCUCCUCAAUUAAUUUCAUUUAAUCAAGAGGGAUUUCGUUCUCCUUCACUCAAAACAAAUCAAUUCCAGUCCAUCUUAUCAGAUAACACUGGAAUAGAAUCAGGAACAUCAGUCAGUUUGACAGGCAAUAAUGAAUUUCUGCCAAGUUCUUCAGAUGCUAGUGGGUUCCAUCCUGAAUCUACAUCAAAUGGUGGACUCCAGUAUAGCUCCAGAGGUAGCAGUGAUUUCCAGCCUAUUUCUCCAACUGGUAGUGGGGUUCUAGAAGGAUCAGUAAGUAGCAGUUCACUUCGGACAGAAUCAUCAGGCAGCUUUGGAUUAUCAUCUACUUCAUCAGACAGCUCUAGAAUUAACCCUGCUUCAACAGAUGGCUCUGUAUCAGGAUCUGGUCACGGAAGUGGUGAAAUUCAGGCUGAUUCGGUGCAUAAUGUUCCCUUUGAUAUCAGUUCAACGGGUUUCCAAUCUACACCCUUGAUAGCCAAUGAAUUCCAUUUGGGUCCAUCACGUGGUAGUGUACUCCAGCCUGGCUCAUCCAGUGGCAAUGGCUUUCAGUCUGGCUCCUCAAGAGGCAACGGAUUCUCGUCUGAUUCUCUAACUGGCAGCGGUCUUCUAUCUUCAGUAAGUAAUGAAUUUCAGUCUAGUUCACAAGAUGAGAGUGCCUCGAGGUUCGAUCCAUCACUUGGCACUGGAUUCUCACUUAGCUCCCCAGGUGGCAAUAGAGUACAAUCUGGUUCACCAAGUGACAGUAACUUCCAGUCCGGGUCCCUAGUUGAGAAUGAAUUCCGCGCUACUCAAACAAGUGACAGAGGAAGCCAGACAAUUUCACAGACCAAUGGAUUUCAAGGUAAUGGAAUCCUAUCUGGUUCCUUAAGUGGACUGGAACUCCAUUCUGGUUUAACAGCCACUACAGGCAGCAACAUCCAUCAAGGUGAAAGUGGAUUUUAUUUUACUUCUGCCAGAAGCACUGAGCCUCAACCUGUCCUUGUCUCUGACCCAACAAGCAAUGGUGCAAUCCAGUUUAGACCAACAAUCAGCACUGGAUUGCAGCCUGAUUCACAAAGUGACAAAGGAUUCUACUCUGAACCUUCUAGUGAUGGCAAGAUUCUUCCCAGUUCAGAUAGUGGCAAUAGACCUCAGGCAGUUUCAUCUAAUGGACCUCUGCCUACUUCAGGAUUACAGAAUAACAGGGGACUUCCUAUUGGUUCCGGCUUUGAAUCCGCUUUAGGGAACAAUGGGGUUCAGUUUGGUUUUGGCAGCACCAGAUUUCAGUCAGGUUCAUCAGGUAAUGGUAGAAUUCAACUUGCUUCAGCAGAUAGAAGACCUCCUCACUCAGGUAACAAUGUAUUCCAGCCUGAUUCCAGCAUCAGAGGAAUUCUGUCUGGUUCGAGAAGUGGAAACACUGGAUCACAGCCCACUCCAAACAAUCAAUUCCAGUCAGAUUCAAUGAGGAAUGGAUUCCAAUCCUUUUCCAGUGGCAGUGAAUUCCAGUCUGGACUGGACAGCAGUAGGCUGGCUGGUUUGGACAGAACGGCCCAGUCUGGUUCAGGCAGCAGUAAUACACAGUUUGUUCCAACUUCAGGCAACAGUGUUCCUCAGCCUGCUUCAGGUAGCAUCUUACAGAAUGGCGAAGACAAUAGUAAAUUGCAUUCAGACUCAAGCAGUACUGGACUGAGGUCUGGUCCAAGCAGCAGUGCAUUGCCAACUGAUUUAAGGAGCAACAGCUUCCAAUCAGGUACAAGCAGCAGUGGAACCCAACCUGGAUUCCACAGUGAACUCCAGUCUGGCUCAGGCAGCAUUAGGUUCCAACCUGUUUUAGGUAACACAGGACUCCAGGCUAGCACAGGCAGCAAUAGAUUGCAGACUGGUUCAGUCAGGAGUAACUUUCAAUUAAUUUCAAACAAUGGUGGUGUCCAGGCAGGAUCAGGCAACACUGGUGUGCAGCCUAUAUCUGGCAACAGUAACUUACAGACUAGUUCAGUCAGCAGAUUCCAAUCUGAUACAGGGAUUAGUAAAAUACAGGUUGAUUUAGGAAAUGGCAAAUUCCAGUCAGGUUCAAAUACUAAUGGAUUUCAAGCUGGUCCAGGCAGUAGAGUAGUAGCUGGUUUGAGUAGCAGAAUACAGGCUGAUCAAGGUAGUUUGCAGGUUGGUUCAAGUGACAGGAAACUGCAGCCUGGCUCUUCAGGUAGCAGUGGCUUGCAGACAAGUUCAGGUCACAACAAAGUCCAGUCAAGUUCAAGUGGCACAAGAGUUCAAGCUGGUCCAGGCAGAUUACAAGCUGAUUCAGGUAGAAGUAGGUUACAGACUGGGCUAAUAGGCAGUAAUUUACAAGCAGGUUCAGGCAACCAAAACUUACAGGCUGGGUUAGGAAGCCGUAGGCCACAGGCUGGUUCAAGCAGCAGUAACUUACAAGCAGGUUCAGGCAGCCAGAACUUACAGGCUGGGUUAGGAAGGAGCAAGAUACAGACUGGUUCAGGCAGCAGUAGGUUCCAAUCUGGUUCAAAUAGCAAUAACUUACAGGCUGGUUUAGGAAGCAGUAGGUUACAGACAGGGUCAGGUGGCAGUAGAUUGCAGGCUGGGUUCAGAAGCAGUAGGUUACAGUCUGCAUUAGGAAACAGUAGGUUACAAUCUGGAUUAAGAAGCAGUAGGUUGCAGAUUGAGACGGGCAACAGUAGGCUACAGGCUGGUUCAGGAAGCAGCAGGUUACAGGCUGGUUCAGGCAGUAGUUCACAGGUUGGUUCAGGAGGCAAUAAGUUACAGUCUGGUUCAGGAAGUAGUAGGCUACAGACCGGUUCAGGAAGGAAUACAUUACAGUCAGGAAGCAAUAGAUUCCAGUCUAGUCUAGGUCGCACAAGAGUCCAGGCUGGAACAGGUAUUAGCAAUUUCCAACAGAAUUUCGGUAAUGGUAGAUCCCAAACAGAAUCAAGAGCAGGGUUCAAGCCCAAUUCAGGAAGUAGUUUCCAAUCAAAUUCGAGAAAAACUGGAUCCCAAUUUAGUAGUGGCUCUCCCUUUGGCUCAAGAGGAGGUGCUCAGUUAAGUUCGGGCAGCAGAGGAUUCCAGUCUGCUUCGAGCGGCAGCGGUCUUCAGUCUAGUUCAGGUGGCAAUCGGUUCAGGACAGGUGCUGUAAGUGGGUUCCAACCUGGCUCUUCUGGCUCAAGCGGGGGAACUGCUGAGCCCCUGGGUCUUCCGGCUGAAGCAUCUAAGCUGCUGGGGAAGAUCUCGACCUCCUUCACCUGCCAGGGUCGUCCUUAUGGGUACUAUGCCGAUCAGGAGAACUCGUGUCGAAUCUACCACGUCUGUUACCCUGCGCUCUUCGCUAACGGUGCUACUGAGACCUCCCAGUACAGCUUCCUGUGUAGUGAAGGAUCAGUGUUCGACCAGAAAACACUCGCAUGUGUUGCUGAGACGGAUGCCAUUCCCUGCCAAGAAUCUUCUAGUUACUUCUUCACUAAUGAACAGUUCGGCAUCCCUGCUGAUAGAAGAGCCUAA